UCUCUCCCUACAGGCUGUAGUACUCUGUGUCCACAGCAGUAGACAAAGUCCUUUGGGAAUCAUGAAGAUUUUUUUCCGCUACCAGACAUUUAGAUUCAUCUGGCUCACCAAGCCACCUGGCCGGCACUUUCACAAAGAUCGCCAGCUUUGGACGCCUCUGACUCUUGCUGACUUUGAAGCCAUAAAUCGCUGUAACAGGCCAUUGCCUGAAAACUUUAACUUUGCUGCGGAUGUGCUGGACCAGUGGGCCCAAAAGGAGAAGACAGGGGAGAGACCAGCUAACCCAGCCCUGUGGUGGGUGAAUGGCAAAGGGGAUGAGGUAAAAUGGAGCUUCAGAGAACUGGGUUCCUUGUCCCGAAAAGCUGCCAACGUGCUCACCAAGCCCUGUGGCCUGCAGAGGGGAGACCAUGUGGCCGUGAUUCUGCCGCGAAUCCCUGAGUGGUGGCUGGUCAAUGUGGCUUGCAUACGAACAGGGAUCGUCUUCAUGCCGGGAACAAUCCAGCUGACAGCAAAAGACAUCCUCUACCGGCUGCGAGCAUCCAAGGCCAAGUGCAUUGUGGCCAGUGAAGAGGUGGCGCCAGUGGUGGAGUCCAUUGCAUUGGAGUGUCCUGACCUUAAGACAAAACUCCUGGUGUCUCCACAAAGCCGGACUGGGUGGCUCAGCUUCCAGGAGUUAUUUCAAUUCGCCUCUGAAGAGCACAGCUGUGUGGAAACACGAAGUCAAGAACCAAUGACCAUUUAUUUCACCAGUGGGACCACAGGCUCUCCUAAAAUGGCCCAGCACUCUCAGAGCAGCCUCGGCAUUGGGUUAACCCUCUGUGGAAGGUAUUGGCUGGACUUGAAGUCCUCAGAUAUCAUAUGGAAUAUGUCUGACACGGGCUGGGUCAAGGCCGCCAUUGGCAGUGUGUUUUCUUCCUGGCUGUGUGGAGCCUGUGUUUUUGUGCAUCAAAUGGCACAGUUUGACACUGACAUCUUCCUAGACACGCUUACCACUUAUCCCAUCACAACCCUGUGCAGUCCUCCCACUGUGUACCGGAUGCUUGUGCGAAAAGACCUUAAGAGGUAUAAAUUCAAGAGUCUGCGGCACUGCUUGACGGGAGGGGAGCCACUCAACCCAGAAGUGCUGGAGCAGUGGAGGGCGCAAACUGGGCUGGAGCUAUAUGAGGGCUAUGGACAGACGGAAGUGGGAAUAAUUUGUGCCAAUCAGAAAGGCCAAGAAAUCAAACCAGGUUCAAUGGGGAAAGGAAUGCUGCCCUAUGAUGUCCAGAUUAUAGACGAAAACGGCAAUGUUCUACCACCUGGCAAAGAAGGGGAAAUUGCCCUCAGACUGAAGUCUACACGGCCCUUCUGUUUCUUCUCUGAAUAUGUGGACAAUCCACAGAAAACUGCUGCCACGAUAAGAGGAGAUUUUUAUGUUACUGGAGACAGAGGAGUGAUGGACAGUGAUGGGUAUUUCUGGUUUGUCGGCAGAGCUGAUGAUGUCAUUAUAUCCUCUGGGUACCGUAUUGGGCCAUUUGAAGUGGAGAGUGCACUCAUUGAGCACCCAGCAGUUGUUGAAUCGGCUGUUGUCAGUAGUCCAGAUCAAAUCCGAAGAGAGGUGGUGAAAGCUUUUGUUGUCUUAGCUGCACCCUUUAAGUCCUACAACCCAGAGAAAUUAACUCUUGAGCUUCAGGAUCAUGUGAAAAAAUCAACUGCACCUUAUAAAUAUCCAAGAAAGGUGGAAUUUGUUGAAGAACUCCCAAAGACAAUCACUGGGAAAAUCAAACGCAACGUUUUAAGAGACCAAGAAUGGGGACAAAGAUAGCUUGAUAAGAAAACUGAAAGGUUAAGUAGUAAUAUGGUUGCUUUCUUUUAGUAUUUGUUCCUGAUAAUUCAGCGACUACUCUCUUAAAAUGUUUAAGAUCUUUCCUGCUUGAAAACUGAA
This is a messenger RNA of Macaca mulatta (Rhesus monkey), 1924 nucleotides long. RefSeq names its product acyl-CoA synthetase medium chain family member 4 (gene ACSM4). Gene Ontology annotation, molecular function: fatty-acyl-CoA synthase activity; fatty acid ligase activity. The record is from RefSeq and is a predicted model, not a curated record. Gene Ontology annotation, biological process: acyl-CoA metabolic process; fatty acid biosynthetic process. NCBI's taxonomy places the organism in Eukaryota, Metazoa, Chordata, Mammalia, Primates, Cercopithecidae. Gene Ontology annotation, cellular component: mitochondrial matrix.